Molecule: messenger RNA, 2984 nt
Organism: Dromiciops gliroides (monito del monte)
Lineage: Eukaryota; Metazoa; Chordata; Mammalia; Microbiotheria; Microbiotheriidae
Gene: TCIRG1
Product: T cell immune regulator 1, ATPase H+ transporting V0 subunit a3
Exons: 21
Coding region: 23-2911 (962 amino acids)
Biological process (GO): proton transmembrane transport; vacuolar acidification
Cellular component (GO): vacuolar proton-transporting V-type ATPase, V0 domain; vacuolar proton-transporting V-type ATPase complex; plasma membrane
Molecular function (GO): proton-transporting ATPase activity, rotational mechanism; ATPase binding
Source: RefSeq, a predicted model, not a curated record
CAGGGCCUCUGGGCCUGACCGAAUGCGCGGGGCAGGAGCCGGAGGAGGAGCCGGGGGAGGGGCCGAGCUUCCCCGAAGGAAGCGGUGUUGGGGGCGGUCCCUCCCCAUUCGCUCCCCUCCCUGGGACCUGCCCCACCCGCAGACUGGCCGCGCAGCCAGGCAGAAGUUGGAUCCUCCCUCCCGUGGCCACGGAUCGCACCGAGGAGUGGAGAAGCCGGAACGGGCCGAGGUUGGGGUUGGGGCCGGGGCCGGGGCCGGAGCCGGUGGGAGCAGCGAGCGGGCUGGGACUCAAGCAGACCCAAGGCAGGUGAGUCACAGGCUGACCUGCUGCUGCUGCUGGAGGUCAGCCGCUGCCCAAAGACUUUUUCGUGGCCAGCCUUCCCAGACGAGAAUCAUGGGCUCCAUGUUCAGGAGUGAGGAGGUGGCCUUGGCCCAGCUCUUCUUGCCCACAGCCGCUGCCUACACCUGUGUGAGCGACCUGGGAGAGCGGGGCCUGGUGGAGUUCCGAGAUCUAAAUGCCUCCGUGAGCAGCUUUCAGCGGCGCUAUGUUGGGGAGGUGCGACGCUGCGAGGACCUGGAAAAGACCUUCUCCUUCCUGCAGGAGGAGGUGAGAAGAGCCGGCCUCACUCUCCCGGAGCCCCAGGGGAACCCGGAGGCACCGCCCCCCAAGGACCUGCUGCGCAUCCAGGAGGAGACCCAGCGGCUGGCCCAGGAGCUGCGGGAAGUGCGGGGUAACCACCAGGCCAUGCGCACUCGGAUGCACCUGCUCCAGCAACACAUUGCGGUCCUGCAGCAGGGGCCCUACACCCGAGGCCAGCAUCUUCCAGAUGCCCCACCCAACCAGCCCUUGGAAGAGACUCCUUUACUCGACCCCCCGGCUGGGCCACGAGGAGAUCUCAGGAUUAGUUUUGUGGCAGGGGCCAUCCAGCCGUGGCGAGCCGGUGCCCUGGAGCGUCUCUUGUGGCGGGCAUGCCGUGGCUACCUAAUUGCCAGCUUCAUGGACAUGGAAGAGCCCCUUGAAGACCCCCUCACGGGCGAGAGCGUGUCCUGGGUCAUCUUCCUCAUCUCUUACUGGGGAGAGCAGAUUGGACAGAAAAUUCACAAGAUCACAGACUGUUUUCACUGCAAUGUGUUCCCGUAUCCGGAUCGUGAGGAGGAGCGUCUGGCCAGCGUGCAGCACCUGCAGGAGCAGAAGCAGGACCUGGGCUUGGUGCUCCAGGAGACAGAGCAGUUCCUGGGGCAGGUGCUCCACAAGGUACAAGGCCUGCUGCCCCCAUGGCAAGUGCAGAUCCGCAAGAUGAAGGCCGUCUACCUCAUGCUCAAUCAGUGUAGCCUCAGCGUCACCGACAAGUGCCUUAUUGCGGAGGUCUGGUGCCCCACACGCGACCUCUUCACCCUGCAGCAGACCCUGAACGAGAGUUCGCUUCGAAGCGGGGCAGGCGUAGGGACUGUGGUACAUCGAAUCCCCUCCAGAGACUCGCCCCCAACACUCGUCCGGACCAACCGCUUUACCGCCAGCUUCCAAGGCAUCGUGGAUGCCUACGGCGUGGGGCGCUACCAGGAGGUGAACCCAGCCCCCUACACCAUCAUCACGUUCCCCUUCCUCUUUGCCGUCAUGUUUGGGGACGUGGGGCACGGGCUGCUCAUGUUCCUCUUUGCCCUGGCCAUGGUGCUUGGAGAGAAUCGGCCCAGCAUGAAGGCCUCGCAGAAUGAGAUCUGGAGGACUUUCUUCGGAGGUCGGUACCUGCUUCUCCUUAUGGGAGCCUUCUCUGUCUACACCGGCUUCAUCUACAAUGAAUGCUUCAGCCGAGCCACGACAAUCUUCCCCUCUGGCUGGAGCAUCAGGGCCAUGGCGAACCAGUCCAAUUGGAGCUCAACCUUUCUAGCCAGUCACCCGACCCUCACCUUGGAUCCCAAUGUCACUGGUGUCUUCCUGGGACCCUACCCCUUCGGGAUCGAUCCGAUCUGGAGCUUGGCCAUCAACCAUCUGAGCUUUCUCAACUCUUUCAAGAUGAAGAUGUCUGUGAUCCUGGGCGUCCUGCACAUGACCUUUGGGGUCGUCCUGGGCGUCUUUAACCACCUACACUUCCGGGAGCCCCACCGGCUGGUGCUCGAGUUCCUGCCAGAGAUGCUCUUCCUCCUGGGCCUCUUUGGCUACCUGGUGUUCAUGAUCGCCUACAAGUGGCUGUGCUUCUCAGCUGCCAACUCAUCCCAGGCACCCAGCAUCCUUAUCUACUUCAUCAACAUGUUCCUCUUUUCUCAGAGUCCCAACAAGAAGCCCCUUUACCUCCACCAGGAGCCCGUGCAGAUGUUUCUGGUGAUCCUGGCUGUGGCCUCAGUGCCUGUCCUCCUGCUGGGGACACCCCUAUAUCUGUGCUCCCAGCACCGUCGGAGGAGACGGCAGGGCCGCCAGCUGCAGAGCUCAGAGAAAACCCACCUCCUGGGGGAGGCAGGUGAAUCCUCCCUGAAUGGCCUGAGGGACGAGGAUGAUGAGGAGAAAGCGAGACUGGUGGAGGAGGAGGAGCACAAAUUUGAAUUCUCGGACAUCUUCAUGCACCAGGCCAUUCACACCAUCGAGUACUGUCUGGGCUGCAUCUCCAACACUGCCUCCUACCUUCGCCUCUGGGCCCUGAGCCUGGCCCACGCCCAGCUCUCAGAAGUGCUGUGGACCAUGGUGAUGCACAGUGGCCUGGCCAUAGACCAGGAGAUAGGCAUAGCCAGCUUGGCGCUGGUCCCCAUUUUUGCUGCCUUUGCCGUACUCACUGUGGCCAUCCUGCUGGUGAUGGAGGGGCUGUCUGCCUUCCUGCAUGCCCUGCGUCUGCACUGGGUCGAGUUCCAGAACAAGUUUUAUGCUGGCACCGGCUACAAGCUGAGCCCGUUUACCUUUGUGGUAGAGGACAGCAUCCUGUAGACUCUCAGCCCAUGCUGCUCUCCCUUCCCCCUGCCCCCAGGGUUACCAAACAGGAAUAAAAGAAUGGAAAGAA